UCAGACGGGAUUAGAGUCUCGGGCGACACGAACAGCUGUUGUGGUUCCGGCCCGGUGAUCGUGAGGAUAACUGCUCUAAAUACAGGAGAGACCUGCUGGCGUCUGCCGGAGGACGCUGCUGCGGGAGGCGAGGAAGACUGGCCUCGGGCUGGUCCUCCAUCCCGAACCCAUCCAGGCCUCGGACUCCAUCGUUCGGACUGAUUCACGAUAUGGAAGGAGGGGAUUUUCGAUCACAGUGAGGGGACAUGUCUGCUCACCUCCACACUUCUUCCCAUCCACGGACAGGCAGCGACACGGCCGCUGGUGAUGAAGCCGCUUCCCGUACGCGCUCAGCGGCUGAGGGUUCACUAGCGGUCGGCCGGAGCUCUGACAUGACCGGGAACUUGUGUCAGCUUUGUUGACCCUCAGAUUUGGACCUCAAUCGACUACAUGCUGAUUUCCUUUUUGUGACUCCGGUGACUGCAUCAGUCGGCCUCCUUUUGUGGAUCCACGGCAGGUGAGCAGGUCAGUGAACGCAACAGCUGGCUACGCCACAACAGAAUGAAGCUAUGUGGAUGGAGAAGCUCCCUGUGACUGACACGAACAGAGAAGCCACCGGGAGAGCAGAAACACUGGCAGCAGGACACUUGAGUUGCAGAGCCGUGUUCUUCAGAGAGCCAGGAUGGGGGGCGGAGACUUUAGGAUGUCGCAUGGCAACGACAGCAUGGACGGCUCAGCUGGGCCGAUGCCAGCAGUGGUGGCCACCACCGGGGACUCGGUAGCAGAGAGUCACUCCUCUGCUGUCAAGCUGGUGCUGCUGGGACUGAUCAUCUGCAUCAGUCUGGUGGGCAACCUGGUGGUGUCUCUGCUGGUGCUCCGGAAUCGGGCGCUGCACAAAGCGCCUUACUAUUUCCUGCUGGACCUUUGCCUGGCUGACACCAUUCGCUCAGCUAUUUGCUUUCCCUUCGUGCUGGUGUCCAUCAAGCACGGCUCAGCAUGGACCUACAGCGUGUUGAGCUGCAAAGUGGUGGCCUUCAUGGCCGUGCUCUUCUGCUUCCACGCUGCAUUCAUGCUGUUCUGCAUCAGCGUCACACGCUACAUGGCCAUCGCACACCACCGCUUUUACUCCAAGCGCAUGACGUUCUGGACUUGUGUGGGUGUUGUGUGCAUGGUGUGGACACUGUCUGUGGCGAUGGCUUUCCCGCCUGUUUUCGACGUAGGCACCUACAAAUUCAUCCGCGAGGAGGACCAGUGCAUCUUUGAGCACCGCUACUUCAAGGCUAAUGACACCUUGGGCUUCAUGUUGAUGCUGGCAGUGCUGAUCUUAGCCACCCACAUUGUCUAUAUGAAGUUGCUUCUCUUCGAGUACAAGCAUCGUAAAAUGAAGCCAGUCCAAAUGGUACCAGCCAUCAGUCAGAACUGGACCUUCCACGGACCGGGGGCGACGGGGCAAGCAGCUGCCAACUGGAUCGCCGGCUUCGGUAGAGGCCCCAUGCCUCCAACUCUGCUCGGCAUUCGCCAGAACUUGCACAACCAAAAUAGACGCCUUCUCGGAAUGGAAGAAUUCAAAGCCGAGAAGCAGCUCGGCAGGAUGUUUUACGUGAUCACGCUGCUGUUCCUGGUGCUCUGGUCUCCCUACAUAGUGGCAUGCUACUGGAGAGUGUUUGUCAAGGCGUGCACAAUACCACACCGGUACCUGUCCACGACUGUGUGGAUGAGUUUCGCCCAAGCUGGCGUCAACCCAAUAGUCUGUUUCUUCCUGAACAAAGACUUGAAGAAAGGGCUCCUUUCCCAUUUACCAGCCUGCUGCAGGACUAAACCGCAUUUGCCACAUGAGCCUUAUUGUGUCAUGUAAGAGCCGCAGAGACUUGGGAACACAUCGUACGCACAUGGAUUUCAGCAACAAUUGUGCUACUCUUGUCAAUGAAAAGUACCUUUAAACAUGAGUUUUCAAAAGCCUAGUUAAUGUACUCCAACCAGACUUUAAAAAAUAAAAGUGGAAUUUCAGUCAAGCGACUUUGGAAUUCUACACAGACACGACAACCAAAAAAAGGAAAGGAAUUGGCCAAGUAAGUUUAAAACAAUGGAUGAGAGUGAGGCCGAUAGUCAUGUGUCUAAACCUCCCAAAUUAUAACACAUGGAAUCACUUGAACCAACAGACAGUUGUGUGGACGUACAGUGUGUUCCCUUGCUAAAGUGUGUCAUGAAAGUGACCAAGAUUCCUUCCAUGUUUGGAAGCCAACACUGGAAUGAUGGGUGGCUGACAACAGGGAAUUAUUUUGAUACUAACCGUGAGUGGAAUGUGAGCCAAACAAACAACCAAGAUCAACAAUAUUAGUGACUAAAAGAAUGUAGAGGAAGAAAACUUUGAGCACACAUAAGGAAUACAACCAUAAAAGCUCUCAUUUCCAUGUGACUUUAGAUCAUCUGAGUUUGAAAACUUGAGUUUCUCCUUCCAUGUUGUGUUAUGAGAAAGCAGAAAGUGGCAAAAAUGGACAGAUUUUUUUAGAUGUCAAACACUGCAGUUUCUUAUGAGUACAAGAGUGGUAACUUAAUAGUUCCCUUUUGUGGGAUUCUGAGCGUCUCCCCAAGCCAAUAGUCGGUGGAGCUGUGUCAUCCACUAGUGACUCGAACGAAGAGCAUCUUUUUCGCAACAGAAAAAGGGGCAGGAUCAAGUCCAUGUUUGCUUAAAGCUGGAAGCAGUGAAGAAACCAAAUCAAAUAUAGAGCCAAUACGAUGCUAAGGCCAGAAGUAACAAGUAACAACAAGUAACAAGACUCAGCCUUAUGGCGUCGGCAUAGUAACGGCUACGUCUAAACACACACCAAAUUGUAAACUUAUUUUAGACAUAAACAAAUGGAAAAAAAUGUUUUAACCCCAAAUGUUCAAUGAAAAUACACUCACAAAAUGCUAACCUCCCAACAAAACUCAGUCAGUCAUAAUCCUAACUUCUCAAUUUGGACGGUUAAUUCCAUGUGUCAUUGUUGCACAAAUUUGUGUUGCAUCACAGCCGGAGCAAAGACAGAAUGUAGAUGUGGUUGUUUUGGUCUUUCUUUUCAGAAUGACUGCCUUACUUUGCCACCAUCAAACUACUCCAGCAAAAAAGAAUGGUCAGUAAACAAUCUGGCGGAAACAAGACUUUGGGACUUUCAGAAGUGACCAGAAGCUGAAGGACUGACCGAGCUCCAGAUUUUUUUGUGGAGUAAAAUCCCUGGACUGAAGAAGAAAAGUCGACGAGAAAGUGUUGAUUUAGUGCUUUCAGUUGCUAUCGGUAGAUUCUUUUUGUUUCUUACUGUGACCUCUGUACUACUAGUGCAUUAUAUUGACACCAAACUACCGAAGGACUCUGCUUUCUUUGUUUCUACCCAGUUUCACCAUGUAAAGCGUGAUAUCAGUUUCUUACAGACAGCAUGACAUUUGUUGCAAAAUAUGAUUGAGGUUAACAAGUGGUGUAAAUGUGGGAAGAAAAUAGAGCAAGAAUUUACCAAAACAGUACGGCUCUUGUGAAAGAAUGGGUGGUGUCGCAGCUAAAGAAGAAGGAAGUCUACCAAGGCUAACGUCCCUCAAAUUGUAAAAUGAUAUGCGGUCAAACGUAUGUUUACAGCAGAUUGAAUGUCUGAUAAUCUCUUGAGAGGAUUUGGUUCUUAGUGCCGACGUGAGCACCUGUGACUCCUAAUGGUGAGGUGCAAUCCUCCGCCCGUCUGUGACAUAAUGGUUUAGUUGGUGACCUGCUGGCCUACAUUCGACACAGGACCACACUUGCCGCACA
Molecule: messenger RNA, 3748 nt
Organism: Synchiropus splendidus (mandarinfish)
Lineage: Eukaryota; Metazoa; Chordata; Actinopteri; Syngnathiformes; Callionymidae
Gene: gpr173
Product: G protein-coupled receptor 173
Exons: 2
Coding region: 662-1834 (390 amino acids)
Biological process (GO): G protein-coupled receptor signaling pathway
Cellular component (GO): plasma membrane
Molecular function (GO): G protein-coupled receptor activity
Source: RefSeq, a predicted model, not a curated record